Styela clava is the source of this 818-nucleotide messenger RNA. The record is from RefSeq and is a predicted model, not a curated record. NCBI's taxonomy places the organism in Eukaryota, Metazoa, Chordata, Ascidiacea, Stolidobranchia, Styelidae.
UCGUUCUUGAACGAAUGAGUUUAACAAACCAAGGCGUGAAGAGACGUGCUGAUGAGCUGUCAUCUGAAUGCAGUGAAAUGAAAUAUACCAAACGUGCUGCAACAAAAAGGACAUACCAAAACCAAAUCGAUCCGAACCAUGACUCAAGUUUUCGACCACCUCCAACACGAAGAGUCAUGGUUCGGAAAAGGAAUAUCAAACACUCAAAUCUUAAUGAAAAUAGAAUUUGGAAUGACAUUAUAAAUCAAUCAAACAAAAGAAAUUCUAAAAGAUACAAGAAAACAUCUAUACCGAAGCAAAACAGUUUCAUACAGCAUGACUCAAGUAACAGCGCAGCUGCACCAAAAAUUCACAAACCCACCGUGAGACAAAUGUUGGAACGAGCCAAUUUUCAACCGGUACUGCAAGGAAAAAAAAUUAAUGACGAAUUGGAACUUGUUUGCAGAGUGGAUUGGCCAUCAUAUGUCAGAAAAUAUCUAUCUCCAUCUGCUACCAUCACUAAGUUGCCAAUUGUCACUGAGGUGCCGUUUGUCACGGACCUAUCGUCGAUCAAUGGGUCGUCAUCUGUCAGAGAGGUAUCAUUUAUCACAGAGUCAUCAGCUGUCAGUGAGUUGACAACUGUCACUUUACCUAACGCUGUCGACAUAUUACACACUGACAGUGAUGACUCCAGACGCACAGAUGAUACCUACUGUAUCAGGAAAAAACCCAGACACCAAACAAGAUAUAUUACAUCUACACCCUAAAGACCAGAAUGAAUUUAAAAUUAUUUUUGUAUGGUAUUGAUAAUAAAUAAAGCACUUGCAUGAUAUGAAAAA